UAAUUACCUGCAGCCGUGCCCAAGCGCUGCUUUUACGCGCAGAUUAAAAGAGAAAGGUAGAAGCACAACGGUCUGUUGCGAUGAAAACAAAGUGGCGUCACUACAUUUUGUGGAGUAUUCUAUCACUUGGUCUCUUUACAUGUGCAGUAGGCACUUCUCAAUUUCAAUUAAGGAAAGGAAAAGAGGUUUUAAAACUGGGCAAGCCAAAGUCAAAACCAGUCAGGGUGACAACAACAGGCGGUAGGAAAUCUUUGCACAGGUCGUCUUCCAGCACGGUUCCUUUGUCCCAACUGAGCUCCCAAAGGCCCGACUGGCCUCUAGCGCCUGCAAAACCUCGAUCCAUGCGCCCCAGGGAGCUCCAGGCAAAGGUCCGGUCGGAAUUUGCCUACCUUCCAGACGUUUCUGUAACCUGCUCCACGUCUGACGUUCUCGUGCGGGUCAAUCCGGCGUUCUACGGUCUGGGCGCAGAGGCUAGUGAGCUGAAACUUGGAAGCUCAUGUAAAAGCAACGGAGUUCUCAGACCGUACGGUGACCUGCUAUUCACGUAUCCUCUGACAGCGUGUGAUGCCAUGCGUCAGUUGACCCCUGGUUAUCUGGUCUACAAAUUCGUCCUCCACUAUGAGCCUUCACCAAAACGUUUCCCAAGCAGAGCGCACCGGAUAGAUGUCAACAUUAAAUGCCGUUAUCAAAGAAACCUCCAUGUUUACCAGCUAACCGUGAAGCCCACUUGGGAAAGUGCUGUCGUGCGUAAGAGGCUGAUAGGAAGUUCAAAUGACUUUCAGAUGGAGCUGAUGGAUGAUUCAUGGAGCAGACCUUCAAAGUCACAGGUGUACCAGCUCGGAAAAGCAGUUAAUUUCCAGGUCUCUGCUCCAAAUCUCCCAACUAACUGGAAACUGUACAUCAGUAGCUGCUUUGCUACACCAGCAAGUGGUUUCAAAUCACCCCUCAAAUACACCAUCAUUGACAAUUUUGGCUGUAUGAUGGACAGCUGGAGAGCCCCAGGAGCUUCCCAAUUCAUCUCUCGGACUGACAAGACCUUGAGGUUCUCCCUGAAGGCUUUCCAGUUCACCUCUGACCCCAAUGCAGGGGUCAACAUUCACUGCAAACUGUUUGUUACAUCUGAAGACCCGAGUCCUACUCACAAAUCCUGCACCUACAAAGAGGAGAGGUGGAAGGCCUUGACUGGUGACAACUUCAUAUGUGAAUGUUGUGAUUCACAAUGUGGGACAUCUGAACCCAUCAGGGCCACGAUGGAAGGCUCAGUCAGCAUUGACUCCUUGCUGGUCUCAGAUCAGGAUGAUUUUCUACCAGUCAGAACCUCCUCCAUCAGCAGAGGCGGCGAGGCCAUAAUCAGUCAUUACAUCGAUGAGCUGAACCGUUACAAGGACCUGUUGGAGAGUCUGGAUGUAGUGAAGUAUGAUGAUGAUGAUGAAGAAGAUCGAGUCUACACAGAUGAAGAUGGAGAGUUGACAGAACCUGAUUUAGAAGAGUUGGGUUUGAGAGAGGUCUUAGAAGAGGAGGAGAAAGACUCUGCAGGGAACUAUUUCAUCUUAAUUGAAGAUGAAGGAUCAGGGCAUUUGGAACAAGAGGAUUACUCAGAGAGUGAGGAAGGAAGAGAAGAUGAGAUGUCUGCCGUACAGCAGGUGAUCCAUCAACAUGAGAAAGAAGCUGAGGUGUUGCGUCAUUGGGUGGAGUUGGAGCAAACGUUAUCAACAGAGGUGAGCGUACAGAGAGAGUUACAGCAGCCGCAGGAGGAUGAGGAGGGAAACAUGUAUCCAGGUAGAGAUGACGAGGACAGGAUGGUAGUCUCUGAGGUGCAGUGGAAAACGGAAGAUGGCUUAGCAGAUGAUGGAGAGCAGACCUGGUAUUUUUCAUGGUAGUGUUAGUUUAUUUAAUUUAGUAGGUUUUUCUGCUUUGAAUCUGUUGUAACUCUCUAACAAAAGAUGUUUGAAUAAACACAUGA
Molecule: messenger RNA, 1963 nt
Organism: Labrus bergylta (ballan wrasse)
Lineage: Eukaryota; Metazoa; Chordata; Actinopteri; Labriformes; Labridae
Source: RefSeq, a predicted model, not a curated record